This is a messenger RNA of Diplodia corticola, 1149 nucleotides long. Its product is annotated as glycoside hydrolase family 53 protein. Gene Ontology annotation, molecular function: glucosidase activity. The transcript is spliced from 2 exons. The record is from RefSeq and is a predicted model, not a curated record. The coding region runs from base 1 to 1149 and encodes 382 amino acids. NCBI's taxonomy places the organism in Eukaryota, Fungi, Ascomycota, Dothideomycetes, Botryosphaeriales, Botryosphaeriaceae. Gene Ontology annotation, biological process: pectin catabolic process.
AUGCUUAUCACGAAGCUCGUCGCCGUGGGCUCUGUGCUGCUCUCCGGAGCUGCCGCUGCCCCAAAGCCCGCGCCCUUCUUCUACAAGGGACAUGAUCUCUCCUCUCUGAAGAUGCUGGAGGAUGGCGGCGUCCUUUACAAGGACACUGCAAAGAACAACCAGACCCGGCCGGCCGAGGACAUCCUCGGCGAUGGCGGCAUGAACACUGUCCGUCUCAGGCUGUGGGUUGACCCCAUUCCCGGCCAGUACGACCUGGCCUACAUCCUGGACCUCGCGAAGCGCUUCGCGAGCAAGGGCUACCGCAUCUACCUCGACUACCACUUCUCCGACACAUGGGCGGAUCCGCAGCACAACAACGCCCCGGUUGCCUGGCCGAAGACGCUGCCGGAGCUCUCGACGACCAUCCGCGGCUACGUCAACACCACCAUGCACGCCUUCCAGGACGCGGGCGUCGACCUCUCCAUCGUCUCGCUGGGCAACGAAGUCCGCCACGGCAUGGUCUGGCCCCUCGGCUACGUCGACGUCGACGCCUUCACCUCGGACCGCGCGCGCGCCCAAAACUUCACCGGCCUCGCCACCAUCUUCUCCGCCGCGCGCGCGGGCGUCCGCGACGCCGUCGCCAGCGGCGUGCACAACCCGGACGUCAUGAUCCACGUCGACAACGGCUGGAACGUCACGCUGCAAGAGACGUGGUUCUCCGCCCUCACCGACACCGGCCUCGUGUCGACGGCCGACUGGGACGUCUUCGGCUUCUCCUUCUACCCCUUCUACGGCACCUCGGCCACGUUCGCCAACCUCAAGAAGAGCUUGACCACCAUUUCGCGCAAGUACAAGAAGCCCGUCCAGGUGGUCGAGACGGACUACCCCAUCCUGUGCUCGGGUACGUGGGGCCCCGUCCCGGACCUCAGCGAGCCGAGCAUCCCCGUCAGCAUCGAUGGCCAGGUCGACUGGGUGCGCAAGGUCAUGGAUGUGGUGAGGAAGGUGCCCGAGGGCCGCGGCCAAGGCGUGCAUUACUGGGAGCCGGCGUGGACGAAUCUGACCAGCUUGGGCAGUGCGUGCGACGAUGCGAUUUUGUUCCAGGCGGAUUAUAGCGCGUAUCCGACGACGUAUGCGUAUUCGAGGAAGUCGGUGAAUAUGUUUAACUACUAA